GUAACGAUCAGCAACGUAAUUUGAAGUUCCGAACUACUAGUGAACUACCGCAAAAUCUUCCAAUGUGUUAUGGAGCCGUCCCAACCUUAGACCAGGAGGCAUACCUUCGUGGAGAAGGAACUGGCAACUUUCAAAUUAACAGGACACCGUCCCGUACGCUGUCCGCCGUCACACGGUCGGUACUGCCCCAUGUGCGUCUGUUUCGUAUCCAGGUGCCAGAAAAUACAACGGCCACGGUGUCAACCACCGGUACUGUCUCCCGACCGGUAUCGGAAUCGCAACCUAACAACUCAAACUAAUUGAUCACUCCGGCGCCGGUUAGAGGGGAUCGAACGAAGACCCGUAGAUCGCUUAUCACCGGCCGGGACAAACCGGUAUAUGUUAUCCCUCACUUUCUUAGAAUAAAGCAAACAAAAUUAAUACACACACACAUACUAAAUACCAUGACAUGGGCAAGACAUCCCCAACGAAAUAACUAACCGGUGGUGGUUUGGCAUCCUCCAAGCAGCGCGCCUCGAACAACGACACCCAUUUACAACCACCACGCACGCAGGGAAUGAAUAUUUUGAAUUUGUAUAUGGCAGAACGUUUCUUGUCUUAAUUUGGCUACAAAGCAAUUAACACAGCUAAGAACAAAAAACUCCCAGACAACCAAGAACAUAAUCUUCUCGUACACAUCCCAUCGCCAUCCCUUCCCGUUCCGGAGCCCAAAGCGAGUGGGGAGCUGAGGCCUAUAUAAGACGGGCACAGACGUAGCAGCGCCAUGUAUUAUUUGAGCCGCCGUGUGCUUAUCAUGUUGACGUGCAGUGUGCUGAUCACGACGAUUGUGUUCUUUACCGCCUACGGCGUGUACGGAGCACCAUCAUCCGCAGAGGAUUCUUCGGAAGAAAUCGCUGAUACGAACUCUGCCGACGUUUUGGAUCGAAAGCUUGGCUUUGAGCUGAAACAAGUCCACGUGUUUUUCCGCCACGGACAACGUACACCGGCUGACACGUAUCCGAAAGAUCCGUACGUGAACUAUACCUUUGAACCGUACGACUGGGGACAGUUGACAAAUCUAGGCAAACACUCAGUUUACGAGCAGAUCGGUUUCUUUUUGCGCGAUCGCUAUGGACGGUUCCUCGGUGAAACGUACAGUGCCAAGAACGUUUACGUACAGACGACCGGUGUCUCGCGAACACAGAUGUCGAUGCAGCUUGUGCUGGCCGGGCUUUUCCCACCGGAAGGCACACCACUGCAAUGGAACCGGCGUCUAAACUGGCAACCGAUACCGUACUUCAGCGAACCGCUUAGCCAAGAUACGCUUCUUCUAGUACGUGUUUCCUGUCCACGGUACACUGAAACUGUGAAGGAAUCUUUCAAGCUGCCGGAAGUCGUUACUCUUAUGAACGCUAACAAACAGCUGUUUGAGAAUCUCACAAGCAUCACUGGAUUGACGAUAGCGAAUCCGGACGACGUACAGUCACUGUUCAGUACGCUUAAAGCUGAGUCCGAGUAUGGUCUUAAGCUACCCUCCUGGACGAAAGCGUACUAUCCGGCCAAGUUGCUACCGUUAACGAAGAAAAGCUAUGCUCUCAACGUCUACACGGAUGAGAUGAAACGUUUAAAGGGUGGCCCGUUCCUUCGCAAGACGCUGAACGAAUGGGAAGCCUUGAUUGCUAAUCCGACUGGUACGCACAAGAAAAUCUUCCUGUACGCCGGUCACGACUCGACCGUCGUUAACAUUCUGUCGGCGCUGAAGGUUUGGGAUGAAACCGUCCUGCCCGAUUACGGUGUGAUGGGUGUGCUGGAGUUGUAUCGCGAUACUAGCAACGGCCAGUACGGUGUAACAGUCAGUCUGAAACAACUCGGCCAGCGUUUGGAGCGUCUCACAAUACCUGGGUGUACGCCAAUGUGUCCGAUCGAAAAGCUGAAAACAAUUCUGAAGGAUACGAUACCAACCGACUGGAAGAAGGACUGUGUGGCGAAAAAUCCUGACACCAUUGAACCACCACCAUCGGGCCCUUAGAAUAAUAGAAGUUGUACUGUGUAACUGUAACAGCGUAAGGUGUGAUUAAAUUUGAUGCCUAUAAGUAAACAUAAUCAUGCAUUGAAAUUAAUUUCCUUCCAAUUGU
Messenger RNA from Anopheles moucheti, 2114 nucleotides. RefSeq names its product prostatic acid phosphatase-like. Gene Ontology annotation, biological process: dephosphorylation. The transcript is spliced from 6 exons. The record is from RefSeq and is a predicted model, not a curated record. Gene Ontology annotation, molecular function: phosphatase activity. The coding region runs from base 764 to 2008 and encodes 414 amino acids. Lineage: Eukaryota; Metazoa; Arthropoda; Insecta; Diptera; Culicidae.